Molecule: messenger RNA, 3524 nt
Organism: Williopsis jadinii
Lineage: Eukaryota; Fungi; Ascomycota; Saccharomycetes; Phaffomycetales; Wickerhamomycetaceae
Gene: SMC4
Product: condensin subunit SMC4
Exons: 20
Coding region: 44-3493 (1149 amino acids)
Biological process (GO): mitotic chromosome condensation
Cellular component (GO): chromosome
Molecular function (GO): ATP hydrolysis activity; protein binding; ATP binding
Source: RefSeq, a predicted model, not a curated record
GUUGUUUGCUCGUUGUCCACUACACAGCUCCGACAGAAACGAGAUGAGCUCACCACCUGCAAAGAGACGUCACUUGGGACCAAGGAUCCCCGAUGAUGAAGACAGUUCCACGGCAGACGCUGCGGAUCUGGUCCAGAAGAGUGAUGCCUUAUCCGCAUCAGCUUCACCGCAGAGCCCAUCAAAGGAGAGACGUUCUUCGCUUGCACCAUUAGAUACAAAUGUUCCGUUGAAGCUGGACUCCGUGAAGCUUGAUCCCCCAUCUGACUCAUCACCAAGGCAGCAAUCGCCAAAGUCCAAGCCGUCUUUCAACGGCGAACCUACGACCCGGUUGGUCAUCGAUCGUCUUGUCCUGACGAAUUUCAAAUCAUAUGCAGGGAAGCAGGUGAUUGGUCCGUUCGACUCUUCGUUCUCUGCUGUUGUUGGUCCCAACGGUUCAGGUAAGUCCAACGUUAUUGAUGCGAUGCUUUUUGUCUUUGGAUUCAGAGCCAAUAAGAUGCGUCAAGGUAAGUUGUCAGAACUCAUCCAUAAUUCAGAGACCGCGCCAAAUCUUGAGUCAUGCUCUGUGGAUAUCUAUUUUCACAAUGUGCAGGAUAAUGUUGACGAGACCACCAGUGUUAUCCCAGAGACAUAUCGUAACAAUGGAUCUGAUUAUUUCAUCAAUAAUAAGAGAAGCAAUAAAGGUAUAGAUCUCGACCAUAAGAGAUUUCUAAUCUUGCAAGGUGAAGUUGAAACUGAAAAGGAGAAUGACGACGGAACUUCAAACUAUCAGAAAGUUGAGGAGUUGAAUGAAAUUUGUCAGGAGAAGGAAACCAGAGAUUCAUUGGAAGGCAAAAAGCAAGAAGCUUUGGAUUUUAUUCGUAAGGAGAAAGAACUUGUGGAGAAUCAGUCCUUACUAUUGCGGUAUAAUAUUCAUCAGUCUGAAAAGAACAUCGAGAUGAAUACUGAGAAUGAACAGAAAGAGUCGUCAGAUUUCCAGACAGAGGCACUGAUGAAGUCUAUUGGGUCUAUUGAAGAAGAGAUUCAACAACUUGAAACAGCCCAGAGAAAGGAUGAGAGGGAUAGAGUUAUGAACAAGAAGAAAAAGGCCGAAAAGCUUCUAGAAACAGCAAUAACUGCACUCAACCAGGCUAAUAACAAACAUUCAACUUUAUCUGAUGAGAAUGAGAAGUUCUCAAAAGACCUGGAAGAAAAAUCCAUUCUUGACGAGAUUCGGUCUGAGUUAACAGAUAAAACUAAGGCCUUUAACGAGGAGAUUGAAAUUCACCAGGCCAAGCUUCGACCAUGGACUGAGAAUCGUGUGCAGAUUCUGAAAGAGGGACGCUCCACACUUAAGGAUCGGCUAAAGGAAAUUAAACUAAGUCUGCUAAAGAAAGAGAAGACACAUAAUGCAUCACAGAUCCAGAUUGGUGAGCAGGAGUGUGAGCACGCCGCUGGUAAACUUAAAGCCAUGGAGGAGAGUACUUUGGAAGCCAGAGGAUCUCUCUCUACCAUUCAAAACAAGAGUAAAGUUCUUGCAGGUUUGAUGAGACUUCAAGAAUCUGGACAUUUGGGGUAUAUUGAUGACAAGUACGAUUUGGAUGAUAUGGUUGUGGAAUCAGUGGAAUACUUGAGAAAGAACAACCUUGGUUAUGCUCGUUUUAUUCUAUUGACUAAGUUGAGAAAGUUUAACUUGGGCAAGAUUCAAACACCAAACAACGUUCCCAGACUUUUCGACUUGGUAACUCCACAGGAUCCAAAAUUUGCACCAGCUUUCUACUCUGUACUCCAAGAUACUCUAGUCGCUUCCAAUCUUCAGGAAGCUAAUAAGGUAGCUUACGGUGCGAAGAGAUUCAGAGUUGUUACUCUUGACGGUAAAUUAAUUGAUAAGUCAGGUACUUUGUCCGGUGGUGGUAACAUUGUAAACCGCGGGGGAAUGAAAUCAACUUCUCAGGCUGGCUCCGUUUCUGAAUCAGAAGUUCUCAAGAUGGAAAAACAGUUGUCUGAGAAAGAACAGAAGCUGGAGAUUGCUCAGAAUACUUACUACGAAAUGACUGGAGCUCUCAAAGAAUUAAAAGAGAGACAGCCUGAAAUUGAUACCGAGGUAUCAAAGAUCAAAUAUCAGAUUGACUCUUUGACGAAUGAGAUGAAGAGUGUUCAAACCCAAGUCGCUGCUGCUACGAAGAAAAGGGAUGAGAUGGCUGCAGAUAACAAGGAGAUCGCAGAGGCAGAGGCCAACGAACAAUCAAAAGAGUUACAGGACAAAAUCAAUGUUCUUCAGGAACAAAUUUUGAAUGUUGGUGGUGUCAAGCUUCGCAUGCAAAACUCAAAAGUUGAUAGUGUGGCACAGCAGAUCGAAAUUGCCUCUCAUAAGCUUAACAAUAACAAAGUGGGUAUCAAGAAGCUUGAAAAUGAGAUCAAAAGGUAUACAAAAUCUGAGAGUGAGAAGAAAAAAGAAAUUGAGGAUUAUCAGUGCGAUCUUAGUCGAGUGGAAGAAACUUAUCAAGAGAGACUCCGUGUUUUUGAGAAACUGGAAACUGAAUUGAAAAAGCUGCGUGAUUCGAAAGACGAGAACAAGGAGAAAGCGGAGUUGCUGAAGGAAAGCUUGGAUGAGAAGCUUGAGAAGAUCAACCUUUUGAGAUCAGCUCAAGUGGAGAUUGAAAACAAGAUUGAAAAACAUCAAAGUAUCAUCAAGCACCAAACCGCAGAACGCUUAAGGAACACGGAACAUUUGGAUACCCUCGAAUUCAGGGAUGUUUCAACGUUAUUGUCAUUUAUUGAAGACGAAGAAGAAAGGGUGAAGUAUGAGAACGGUUCUUUAUCUGAUCUUACGCCCGACGAGUUGGAAGCCCUUGAUAUUGACACGAUUCAGAUCAAAGUUGAGGAUCUUGAAGCUUAUAUGAGUAAGGUGAAAGUCGAUACAGAUAUCCUUGAAGAGUACGCUAGAAGGACAGAAGAGUAUCAGACGAGAAGAACAGACUUGAACAGUGCAGUCGAGGAGAGAGAUCAAAUUAAGACCACCGCUGAAGUGUUGAAGAAGAAAAGAUUGGAUGAAUUCAUGGAAGGCUUCAACCUUAUAUCUGCUACCCUCAAGGAGAUGUACCAGAUGAUCACCAUGGGAGGUAAUGCCGAGUUAGAGUUGGUUGACAGUUUAGAUCCGUUCUCAGAAGGUAUCCUGUUUAGUGUGAUGCCACCGAAGAAGUCCUGGAAGAACAUAUCAAAUCUAUCCGGUGGUGAGAAAACCCUCAGUUCCUUGGCUUUGGUGUUUGCCUUACACCGCUAUAAACCAACACCAUUGUACGUGAUGGAUGAGAUUGACGCAGCUUUGGAUUUUAGAAACGUUUCUAUUGUUGCCAACUACAUAAAGGAGCGUACCAAGAAUGCCCAAUUCAUUGUCAUUUCCUUGAGAAACAAUAUGUUCGAAUUAGCUCAAAACUUGGUCGGUAUCUACAAAGUCAGUAACAUGACCAGAAGUAUCACAUUAAAGAAUCAUGAUAUGCUGAAUAAUGAUCAAUAAAUUGUUUUUUUGGAUUUACAUACUUUCUCAC